AUGUCUCUUUACACUUUCUCCUUAGCACUGCUCGUUGCAUUUGUGUCGGCACAGUCCACAACAGACCUCUCGCAAUAUGUUCUUACAACAACUGGAACCAAUGGUGGCAACACAUUUCCGGGGGUAUCACUGCCAUUCGGCAUGGUGAAACUUGGCCCAGAUAUCUUCAGUGGACAUGACACUUAUUCAGGAGAUGCUCCGGUAGGAAACUUCACAGGGUUCUCAAUGAUGCAUGAGAGCGGGACUGGAGGUGCUCCCAAGUAUGGUGUUGUCUCGCAAAUGCCAGUGCUGGGAACUGUCAGUAAUCCUUUGGCCAAUUUGAAUGACACUCGGGCCCAACCAGACAUCAAUUCCGUAGGCUAUUACAAGGCCUCACUUGGAUCCAAGAUCACUGUUGAGCUCAGCUCCACGAGCCGGGCUGGUUUCUACGAGUACAACUUCCCAACGGGAGACCAGGCGAAUGUUGUUGUAGAUGUCUCCCACGUCCUUCCGUCGUACAGAGGUCAGGGACUAUCGCAGCAGUACCUCGGAGGCAAUAUAUCUGUCUCAAAGAACCACUACGAAGGUUAUGGCGACUACAAUAAUGGAUGGAAUAGAGCCCCAGAUUGGCGAAUCUACUUCUGUGGUUAUUUCGACAGCUCGGCUACAGUCAAAACCUUCGUAGGUAAAAAUACGAAUGGAAGCGAGCUAGCGCAGUACAGCACAACGACGACUGCAGCGUCAACAGAUCGUCUAGGCGCGGUGUUUAGCUUCAGCGAAACAAAUGUCACUUCAAGAGUUGGGAUAUCAUUCAUCUCCACCGCUCAGGCGUGUGAUAAUGUCAACACGCAGAUACCCUCUGGAUCAACGCUCUCAACAAUGACGAACAACGCUAAGAAGAUCUGGAACGAAGAUGUUCUCUCCAAGGUCACAACUACUGAAUCUAACCUCAGCAAUUUGCAGCUACUUUACAGUUCCAUGUACACUAUGCAUUUGCUGCCUUCGAACCGUACAGGCGAGAACCCCCUGUGGAAGUCAUCCGAACCAUAUUAUGAUGAUACGUUCACUACCUGGGACCUAUUCCGCUGCACCUUUUCCCUGUUCCAGAUCUUCCAGCCCAAUAUGUACGAGGAAUACAUUAGAAGUCUCAUCGAUAUCUUUCGCUUCGAAGGCUACAUGCCAGACGCCAGAUCAUCAAACUUCAAUGGGGCAACUCAAGGAGGUUCUAAUUCCGAUAAUAUUCUUGCGGAUGCGUUUGUGAAAGGGGUCCGGGGUGCCGUAAAUUGGACCACUGGGUACGAGGCCAUGGUCAAGGAUGCUGAAAUUACUCCAGUCAACAACAACGAUCCGAGAGAUUUGUCAUCGUCGACCAAGGAGGGCAGAGGAGCGCUUCCAGAUUGGUUGAAAUAUGGCUAUAUCACCCCUAAAUAUGGCCGUGCAGUCACUCGAGCCGUGGAAUAUUCCGUCAACGAUUUCUCAUUAUCUCAAGUAGCUGCUGGGUUGGGGAAAACCGCAGAUGCAACAAAAUACACCACAAGAUCUCGUAACUGGCGGAACCAUUGGAAUUCAGCGGCUAGUGCCCUCAACUUUACUGGGUUUCUAGUGCCACGCAAUACCUCGGGAUUCAUCGCUCAGAACCCACUAUCUUGCGGAGGUUGUUAUUGGGGAGAUGCCUUCUAUGAAGCACUUCCAUGGGAAUACUCAUUCAACGCUCAUCACGACAUCAAUACCCUCAUUGCGCUUUCUGGAGGCCCAGCUACUUUCACUUCCCGUUUAGAGAUAACAUUCACACCUGGUCUCAACAUCUCGGGCGGAUCAGCAGCCUCCAACAACACAAUCUUCAAUCCCGGAAACGAACCUUCGUUCACAACUCCGUAUCUGUACAACUUUGUUGGAAGACAAGAUCUGAGCGUCAAGCAAAGUCGCAAUAUUGCCAAAUCAUAUUAUUCGCCCACGCCUGGUGGCUUGCCAGGAAACAGUGAUGCAGGCGCCAUGGAAUCUUGGCUGCUGUGGAAUAUGCUGGGUCUGUACCCGAUGGUAGGACAGACAACCUUCUUGAUUGGGUCUCCCUGGUUCGCCAAUACGACCAUCUCUUUACCUCAAGGGAAAAAUCUAGCCAUGACAACGACUGGUGGAUCUAAUUCAUCCUAUUAUGUUCAGUCCCUCAAGGUAAAUGGACAACCAUGGACACAAUCGUGGCUGACUUGGAACGAUGUCUUUUCGAAGGGAGGCACGAUGGACUUUGUGCUUGGUCCUGAGCCAAAGAACUGGGAUACAGGGAAAGCACCUCCAAGUCCCGCCACAGAAGUUGCCGCGAUGGUAUCUCCGAAACCCGCCCCACAGGUGGAGGAUCAUCACAGGAGGAAGAUGCUGAGGGAUAUAGGCUUGGCGAUUAUGAGUUUGGGACUGGUGAGUCUCAUCGCUGCAACUGCAGCAGCGAUUUGGUGGUUCCGAUUCAAGAAGCAGAAGCCCGCUGCAACUUCAGAAGUGGCAGAUUCGGAGAAGGGCGAGCAGUCUAUGGAUGAGGGCAAAGGAAACAUGGACUUUGCAGGAAGCAAGAGGAGCAAUAUUCUACUUCGGUGGAGAGCUCAUAUCUUACAUCGCCUCGGGAAACGGACACCAGACACUACAGCACGGCCUACAAGCAAAAGCGAUAGUCUUACUACAACAUCUAGUAGUGAAGAUGGACAAUGGAACAAUGGAAAGAAAGAGCUUAGUAUACAGACGGAGAGAUCACUGGAUCCCCCACCUGUCGAGCCCUGGACUCCAAGGGGUAUAAACCGACGGGACGAAUGA
Molecule: messenger RNA, 2775 nt
Organism: Lachnellula hyalina
Lineage: Eukaryota; Fungi; Ascomycota; Leotiomycetes; Helotiales; Lachnaceae
Product: putative secreted glycosidase
Exons: 2
Coding region: 1-2775 (924 amino acids)
Biological process (GO): glycoprotein catabolic process; protein deglycosylation; carbohydrate metabolic process
Cellular component (GO): nucleus; cytosol
Molecular function (GO): carbohydrate binding; peptide-N4-(N-acetyl-beta-glucosaminyl)asparagine amidase activity
Source: RefSeq, a predicted model, not a curated record